CAUGCUUGCAUGCUCUGCUCUGCUUCAAGAUGGCCAGAAUUUGAUCUAGGCGGAGCUGACGCGCGAAAUCCCAUGUCCCGGGGCAAAAGCUCCUCCACAUCCCGGGCAUGGCUUCGCUUCUUCUUGGCUCUUUCUUCGUUCCUUGCAGGUUUCCUCGGCGAUUGGGAAUUCUUUCGGGGGUUUUUAUAACGUUUGACACCUUGAUUAUUCAAUGGUUUUGUCCAUCUAUUUGUUUUGCCCCACCUCUCUUUAUGUUUCUUGUCUAUUUGAAAUCAGCACGGCCGUGACGUACCAUAGCACCUGCAAGUAGCUAAGCGACGAUGCUUAUCGAAGAUGACGUUCAUCCUUUUUUUUUUCUGUGUUGUGGAUUUUUACCGGUAGAUUGUCUCCGGUUUGCCAUACAUCGGAUGGCUUCCACCAAGUUUGGUUCAUAGAGGCUCUGUAGAUUAUUGCCGUUGUUACAUGGAGAUGAUUGGACAUUUUUGCUGGUACUACCAACUACCUGCAGUGAAAUGCACUAGGUAGCCACAGGGGAAUCGUCAUAAUUAUUGUUUUUGUGGGAAGUUUCUCGAUAUCCGUGAAGGUUCUAUAAGAGCUCACUCCCAAAGUGUUUCCCUUUUUCUCCAUUCAACAAGCUCUCGCAUCUUUCAACAUGUUGUUCAAAUCAGCAAUUGGUGCCGGGUUCGUUGCCGCAGUUGGUGCUGCUCCACAGGCAACAUACUCGUAUAAUCAGUCACCUUCUGUCAAUAGCGGAGCUCUUUCAACAGUUACCUCUAUUGCUGGACUUCCGGCAACUGAGAUUCCAGAGGCAACACUUCCUGUCCCCCCUCUCGUCAGUAGCCAGGUUACUGGAGCUACAAGCCAUGGAGCAUUCAAUGGAACACCAACUACCACUGGAGCUCUCAGUAACUCGCCCCUCGCGACGGUUGGCCCGACUGCUGCACUUCCACCGAACCCAACAGCUCUAGUUUACAAUCCAAACGGGACUCUCAAUAACCCGCAACCUCUUCCGUAUCAACCAGCUGGUGGAUUGGGGACCAAUGGCACUAAGCCCGUCUACCGAGUUCAGUCGGAUUUUGACUACCAAUCUAUUCUUCUUGGUCUUUACCAGGUAUGUAUUGUUGAAUCUGGGUUGGAGGAACCUUACUGAUGUCUUUCUAGGAAUGGAUAGAGUUAGAUCUUUUCCAUAAUAUCUUGGCUACAUUCAACGAAUCUGAAUUUACAGCCGCUGGGCUGACACCAAGCGAUCGUUUCCUCAUUGAAUUCAUGGCCGAUCAAGAAUCCGGACACGCAACACUCCUCAGCAAUCUCCUCGGCGGCCCAGGAGGAGCAACACCUCAAUGUACAUACAACUACCCCUUCAAAACCGUCCGCGAAGCUUUCGACUUCACCCAAAAGCUCACACGCUUCGGCGAAUCCGGCGUCUGGGGAUUCCAAGCCCAUCUCGAUGCUCGCGAAGUCGCUCAACUCCUUGAUCAAUCCAUCGCCACCGAGGCCCGACAACAAAUGAUCUUCCGGCAAUUCGCAGGUCUCUUCCCCAUGCCCGUCUGGUUCGAGACGGGCAUCCCACAAAGCUGGGCCUGGACGCUCCUCGCACCCUAUAUCUCCGAAUGUCCAGCGAACAGCAAGCGACUCGCCUGGCAGAACUUCCCCGCGCUGAAGGUCUUGAACCAACCUAAUUCCGCCCGUAUGAACGCUACGCAAACCGGCCUCAAUGAAACGACAGGCUUUGGUCCCGCGGCUCCUUCCUCAGAUGUCCCAUACAACGAAAGCUGUCUCAGCACCAACACCACAGGUUUCUCCUGCCUCGCCUCCAUCUCGCAGAACCGGACGAUUCCACUCAGUUACCCCGGUCGCCGCGUUCAGCUCUCGUGGGAGAACCCAGGGAAAGCCGUAGGACCUAACAACUCGUACAUCACCGAUACCGAAGCCGGGGCGCCUAAAUUCGUCAUCUGGGUCUCCCAGUUGAAUGUCACGUACUCGCCGCUUGUGAAUAUCAGUUCUGAGGGUGAUGUGAAUUAUGGCGCGACGAUCCAGCCGGAUGUUAGUACGUACGAGGGGGAUCCGGCGAUUAAUGGGACGAUGUUUAUUGCGCUUACGGAUAAGGAUUUGCCGUUUACGGCGUUUAAUUUGAGUAGUGUUAAUCCGCAUGUUGCGGCGGGGCCUUUUUUGUAUCAGGCUGGAUAGACGCUGUAUUUCGAGUAUGGUGAAAAAGGGGGGAAAGGGUGGUUGUGGUGUGAUGAAUGAAUGAAUGAAUGGGUGGGAGUAAUGGCAAUGUGGAUUCUUUGUAUAUAUAGGAUGUUUUCUAAUAUGAG
Hymenoscyphus albidus is the source of this 2315-nucleotide messenger RNA. The record is from the annotation of a GenBank genome assembly. NCBI's taxonomy places the organism in Eukaryota, Fungi, Ascomycota, Leotiomycetes, Helotiales, Helotiaceae.